Quercus robur (English oak) is the source of this 546-nucleotide messenger RNA. RefSeq names its product pectinesterase inhibitor-like. The transcript has a single exon. Gene Ontology annotation, molecular function: pectinesterase inhibitor activity. Gene Ontology annotation, biological process: negative regulation of catalytic activity. Lineage: Eukaryota; Viridiplantae; Streptophyta; Magnoliopsida; Fagales; Fagaceae. The coding region runs from base 1 to 546 and encodes 181 amino acids. The record is from RefSeq and is a predicted model, not a curated record.
AUGGAACAAAUAGUUCCUUCCUUUUGUUCCUCAUCCUUGUUCAUUUCUCUUUUACUAGCAAUAAUCCUAUGCAGUAGCCCUACACAAUCAAUAGGGCAAGAUGUGCUCAAUGAUAUAUGCUCCAAGACUGAUGACCCUUCUUUCUGCUUACAAACCUUAAAAUCCGAUCCCCAAACCGCCACGACUGACCUCCUUGGCCUUGCCGGAAUAUCAAUCAAGUUGGCCAAAACCACUGUCAGUGAAACUCACACAUUUGUUAAGUCACAACUUGCUCAGACAACUGACCCCAAACUCAAAGCGCAGUACUCACAAUGCAAUGACUCCUAUGAUGAUGCCACUGGUAAUGUUGACUAUGCAAAUGAAAGGUUGAAGGCUGGUGACUAUGGUGGAGUAAGCUCUGCAGCAUCAGCUUGCAUGGAUGAUGUCUCUGACUGUGAAGAUGCAAUCACUGGUGCAGCUUCCUCUCUCCCACAACAGAAUAAGAAAUCUAAUGAAGUUUGUCUCAUGACAUUGGUUAUCGCUAAUCGUCUAUUGGAAAAAAAUUAA